Messenger RNA from Pseudo-nitzschia multistriata, 1175 nucleotides. NCBI's taxonomy places the organism in Eukaryota, Bacillariophyta, Bacillariophyceae, Bacillariales, Bacillariaceae. The record is from the annotation of a GenBank genome assembly.
CCCAUUGAUUUCUACAUCGAUAUAAAUUUUGAAUUCAAUUUUUCGGCACGGAUUACGAUUCCAGUAAAACAGCGAGCAACAUCAAAUUUAUUGCGUACCGAUAUAUCAGUGCCGACCAUGUAUUCGCUUCUAUCUUUUCGUACUGUUGUCUUGACUGUAACAGUCGUUGCGCAAGGCAUUGCAGCACAGGAAUACGAUUAUCCCGCUGGUAAAACCUUUAAGACUGGCAUGUGCAACGUCUGCCGUGAUACUCCUAACCCCUUGGUAGCUUGGCGAAAUCUUGCCAACCGACAAGAGUCCUUCAAAAUGGAGGGGGAAACAUGGACGUGUGGUUAUCUUCAGGAUACGGUACAAGAUGUAAAUCCCUACAACGGGGGAGGGGAGGCCCGCUGGUGUGCACUYGCGCAAACCUUUGCCAAUGAUUAUUGCACCUGUACGGGUCCAGAKAUUGGAAACAUGAACGACAAUGUGAAACAGAUUAACCCAGCCUGUGAUCUUUGCCAAGGUCAGCAAUUAAGCUACGUUCCAAGUGUAAACUCUGGAAUUACUGCCAACACCGGUGUUGCCGGAAACAUGAACUGUCAAGGCCUUUACAAUGCGAUGGCUCAGGGAGUCCUGACGAGCARCCUCUGCCCCACGGUUAUUGCCAAUGCAGGUCCCACUUGUUGUGCUGUAGAAAAAAUUGAUAUCAACCAGGUUGGAGGGUUCGGAGGAGGUUCCAACAACAAUAACAACAGCAACAACAACAAUAACCAACCACGAUGUGCAUCAGCAGCCCAAGUGUGCAGAGCAAACGGAGACUGCUGUCCUGGUCUUGAGUGCAAGGUGAAGGUUUGGAAUGGACCUAAGUACUGCGCGUCAUCGAAAAGCCGACCACGAACUAGUAUCGCGGGUGCUGGCGUAGGGGGAGCAGCUGGACGAUCACGUUCGGGACACUAAASUWCUCUGCCAUCCGAUCGCACAGCACGUACUAGGACUACUAGAGCUAACAUACAACUCACACAACAAAAACUGUCUGUUUUUCUCUCGAUGGGCCAUCAAUCAGGGAAAAAUUGUUUUGACCUGUUUCAAUAGACGAUGAAUUCACAAAUGUAACAAUAUUAAUACUUCAUAACUCAACAAGGAAGCUUGCUACCUUUCUUCUGCACAGCCACUUCGAUGAAUAUUAGCACGUC